AUGUUGACCUGGGUGUCAAGUACGUUUGAACUUCGCCUGAGCCAAGUAAAAGUAGUAUGUCAGUGUAUAAUUUUCCUCACGUACGUUUGCGGGUGCGUUUCAGUAUGGCUGUGUGUGUUUAUAACAUUUGAAAAUUUCAUACUUGUUCAAAGUCCUUUUUCCGCAAAACGGAUGUGCUCAAAAGUGACAAAAAUGUUAUUUAUUGUAUCGCUUGUAUUUCUUGGUUUAAAUCUACCAAUACAUAUUAUAAGGUUGUGGUUGUUGAUAGUUAUUUCCCAUCCACUACCAUAG
Molecule: messenger RNA, 291 nt
Organism: Dreissena polymorpha
Lineage: Eukaryota; Metazoa; Mollusca; Bivalvia; Myida; Dreissenidae
Exons: 3
Coding region: 1-291 (96 amino acids)
Source: RefSeq, a predicted model, not a curated record